AGCCCACGAACACCGCUGGGCUCAGAGCGUCCACCUCCUCUCGGACUUGGAAUUAAGCUGUCAUCACUCAGAGCGGCAUGGAUGCUACCAUUUACCAGAUCUUAUUCGGGGAGCUCGGGGACUUAAACUGUAGUUUGAUUGAUGCUUUCCAAGACACUUUUUUGGAAAACGCUUCAUUGUCACUGCUGAGCACUGAUGGUUUAUAUUGCAAUGCAACAACCGAUGAGAUCGGAACCUGCUGGCCGCGGAGCGGCACCGGGAGAAUUGUAGAGAGACCCUGCCCUGAGUACAUCAACGGGGUGAAGUACAACACAACGAGGAGCGCUUACAGGGAAUGCAUGGAUAAUGGGACGUGGGCGUUGAAGAGCAAUUACUCCAAUUGUGAGCCCAUUUUGGAGGAGAAGAGAAAAUAUCCAAUGCAUUAUAAAAUAGCGCUGAUCAUCAACUACCUAGGCCACUGUAUCUCCGUGGGAGCGCUAGUCGUGGCCUUCAUUCUCUUCUUAUGCUUAAGGAGCAUAAGGUGUCUUCGAAACAUCAUCCACUGGAACUUGAUCACCACCUUCAUACUGAGGAAUGUUAUGUGGUUUUUGCUUCAGCUGAUUGACCACAAUAUCCAUGAGAGCAACGAGCCUUGGUGUCGAUUAAUUACGACAAUAUACAACUACUUUGUGGUGACAAACUUCUUCUGGAUGUUUGUUGAAGGAUGUUACCUCCACACAGCCAUUGUAAUGACUUAUUCAACUGAUAAGCUUCGAAAGUGGGUCUUCCUUUUCAUCGGCUGGUGUAUUCCAUGCCCUAUAAUAGUAGCAUGGGCCAUAGGAAAGUUAUAUUAUGAAAAUGAACAAUGUUGGUUUGGUAAAGAACCUGGAAAAUAUAUGGACUACAUUUACCAGGGACCAGUUAUUCUUGUGCUUUUGAUAAACUUUGUUUUCCUCUUCAACAUAGUCAGGAUUCUUAUGACCAAACUAAGAGCUUCAACCACGUCUGAAACGAUACAGUACAGAAAAGCCGUGAAAGCAACACUGGUCUUGCUACCUCUGCUGGGUAUCACCUACAUGCUCUUCUUUGUGAAUCCGGGGGAGGACGAUAUCUCACAAAUUGUUUUCAUCUAUUUCAACUCCUUUUUGCAGUCUUUUCAGGGGUUCUUCGUGUCAGUGUUUUACUGCUUUCUAAACGGAGAGGUGCGUUCUGCCGUCAGGAAACGGUGGCACCGCUGGCAGGACAACCACGCGCUUCGAGUCCGAGUGGCCCGAGCCAUGUCCAUCCCCACAUCCCCAACCAGGAUCAGCUUCCACAGCAUCAAACAGACCACAGCUGUGUGAUCAUGGUCGCAAGCACAUAAUCUCCAGUACAACAUCAAAGGGAAACAGACUUAAUCUUUUUCUGUCCAGUGCAAACAAUGAAGUGAUUUACAGAAGAGACUGAAUCCUUUUAACAAGGCUGCAGUGAGCUUGAUGUGACUGAAGAGCCAGGCAAUGUUCUGUUGUCUGGUGAGAGCAAGUAAAAGCGUCUGAAAAUUAUACUUAAACUGUAUCAGCGGACACAUCGUAUUCUUGGAGAAUUGCUCUCCCUCAACAGACGGUACGUUAAGGUACAAGGACUGAGUAUUUAUGGAGUAUGUAAGAGUGACAUCUUCACUAAACUGUCAUAUCACAACAAGUCUUUUUUCAUCUGAUCUUACAGUGUUCUUAUCGCUGUCAUCUCACUGCUUAAUGGUUGUUAGCGGCGCAGGAUAAUCCUACAGGAUUUGCAGCAGGAUACUUCAACAGCUUGCGUACAUGUAGGCAUCCACUCCGUGCACACUCUGUGGGAGGGCGACAAGGAGCGCUUGCAAUUAGAUGCAUGGAGCAAGUUGCACUCAAAGUGUUGCCAAAAGAAGCCAUUUCUAUCUAGUGCGAUGAAUAGCACGAUGCUCUUUGAGUUACUGCUCUUUGGCAUCAACAGCUGCCUGUGAAAGCUAGAAAAGAAGCUUUGGGGACAAAGAGGGUUAACCUGAAUUAAAUAUCAAAAAAAUAGGGCGUAUAAAGGAAAAAAGAUUUAAAAGAGCCGCUGCUCUUCCUCAUGAAAGUGGGAUAAAAACUACAUCUGCUCGAAGUGAACAGUUGAUUUUCUCCUUAAAGCACGUGGUGAUACAUUCUGAUCAAUGUGAGAUGAUGAUUUUAUACAAACAAAGCCAUUCUAAUGGAGCCUUUACAAUGUGUCCUCAGAGAAGUCUUCUCCUUAAAGUCUGUAUUCUUUUAUACAAAGUUGAAUUUUUGUCUUGUACUGUACUAACUGUAAAAAUGGUCAAAUACUUGUUCACAAGGUCAGCUUCCUCUUUGUGACAGCUAUUUGUUUCCACACUUAUUUUUUUCACUUCCCUUUUGUUGUACUCUCCUUUAUUUUUCUUCUCAGAGAAGAACCACAAAGAGCAAUUUAAUGUGUUGUGUCUUUGAACUCCCUGAGGCUGAUGGAUGAGCCGUCCCAAAUUAAAGCUCUUCCGAGUGGGUGCACAUAAGAUGACAUACACAUUAUAUUACUUGUAGAGUUGGAGGACGAGAAGUUGUUUAUGUAACAAAUAUAUGUUACUGUAAGUGCCAUGUAUGGACUUAUCAUGCAGGCACAGUGGAGGCAGAUUAAACUCUUUUGGCUUUAUGAAAUCCUUGUGGCUCUCUAGUAAUCAGUAUCACAGCUAAGCUGUUGGUUCGAGAGGUUUGGAGCUUGAUGAAAUGAGCACCAAUUGCCUGUAAUGCCAACUCUUACAUCUGCUCAGGCUGCUCACACAGUAUUGAGAACAACCAUUGAUCUGCAGCUACAGAACCAUGAAGAGGGGAGAGGAAAUAUUAGUUCUGGAAAUGACUAUGGUGAAAUCCUAAUAUUCUGAAUUAUCUGGCAAGGUUAGGUAUCGAUGCAGAGGCUUCUGUGUGUGUCCUUGCAUUUGCUACAUACGAUCAGGAGAAUAUUUCUUUCUGACAGGUGGUGUGACUGAGAAUGUUAAAGUGCUACAUUGAGGGAAAGAACGCUUUUUCACUUUCUGGCUGACAGAUAUUUGAAAAGAUACCACUGUCAGACAUGUUAAGUGGCUUAUAGUUGCAUAAAGACUGGAAACAGAGGGACACAGCUAGCAUGCUGGUCGCCUGUCAAUCUCAUGGAGGAAAGAUUUGCAGUAAAGCCACUAUUCCCUGCUUAGAGAUAGUCAAACAUUUCCUUUUUUUAAAUUUAUUUUUUUUUUUUUAAGUUUUGAGAUUUUGUACAGAUUAAACAUGUUGCAUGGUAAACCAAUAUCCUGUAGGAGAUCACAUUUUGAGUGAUUUGGCGCCCCCUACUGUUUCUGAGUUCAACAACAAUCAUAAAUACAAAUAGCAGCUUUCUUUAACAAUCCGUCAGAUAUCAUUUAAUGUUGCGUGCUAUCUACAACCAAAACUCGGCCUGUCUUAACAAUGUUUCAUCGCGCAAACUGACGUCUUGUAGUGAACACGUAUGUUCAGGCAUUUUGUUAGCUGCAGUCAACAACUCGCACCAGCUGUGUGCACACACUACUCAGAAUAGUAACACCGAACAGCAGUAACCUUAGAAGAAGAGGUAAUAACAGCUGGCUGUAAAAUGCUGCCGGCUGAGCCACUGUCGACACAGCAAGCCAGCUAAUAACACUUACUCUUCAACAGCAAGAAGUCCGGCCCUGCGUCUCUCUGCAGCCCUUUAUUUAAGCAAAACUGAUGCUAACCAGCCAGUGUUGUCCACUCCAGUCCUGGACCUUCAUCUCCUGGUCUCUCUGUUAGAGUCAGCUAACAGAGCUAUCUUGCAGCUACAGUAUGCGCCAGGUACAGGUUGCUGUCAGGAAAGUCCAUAAAUCACAGAGAGUUGAGGCAGAGCAGUGGGAAACCCAGAAAAUAUUUACUCCAUAAAAUAUGAUCCAAUUCCAACAAAAUUAUUGAUAGCUUGUGCUGUGUGCAGCCCGAAUUGAGUAUUGACCCGCUACCUGAAUUUACAUAGUGCAGAAACAAGCGACAGGGGCUUGGAAUAGCUGAUACAGAGAGUUCAUCACCCGGACUGCAAGUCAAUGUAACAUUAAAAUGAGCUUUAAGUUGUUAUUUUAAGGUGAAAGGGCUACAUUAUGUUACUUAAAGUGAGCUUUGGAGGCUCCAAUAGGUGAUUUUUGUGAUUCUCAGAUGGAACCAGGUCAGCUGUUUCCUCCAGUUUCCAGUCUUGAUGCUACGCUAAGCUAACAGGAUGCUUUCUGUAGUGUCAUGUUUCAGUUAUAUUGAUUGUCUCAUCAAACAUUUCCCAAAAUGUAAUUUUCUAUUUUUUUUUAAUAAUCUGGUUUUAUCAUUUGAUUUGUAUUUAUGUAUCUAUCUAUUUAUUUAUUUGUUAUUUAUCUGUUAUUUAUAUAUCUGAAAUGACGUCAUGAUUUGUCAGGAAUAAAAUCUACUGGAUCUGUUGUGGAGUCAAAAGUAAAAGAAAACAUAUUGAAUAUCUGUGAUAAGGUUUCUUUGAGGGUGUUGUACAGAACAUAAAAUGUUUCAUCACUCAAUAUACAUUUCAUAUUUGCAUUUUGUAAUUACUUCUGUUAAAUUACAGAAGUCAUUUCUUGUUUAUGUGCUGCCGAACCGGACUGACAUUAGCCAUUAUCAGAUUUUUCCAAAGUGAUUUUGAUGUAAAAAAAAAUUUUUUGUAAGACUUAUGUGAAUCUCUGUUUCCAGGAUCACAACGUGUGCAGCUGUAACACUGCACAUCAAUGACCUCAUCAUGUCAUGUGAACGUAUUAAAGCAUAUCCUAGUAGUUGUGAGAUAUUUUCAUACAGAAAUAAGAAAUCAUUUAUUCAAAACUCACCAAAGAGACAAACCAUGUUUACCAGCAUCCACAACUUUUAUUGUCUACAUAUUUCUAUUGUCGCCACUGCACUUUGUAGACCAUAUCUGGUUGAUUUUCUUUUCUACACCAUUUAUUGUCCAUGAUGAAAUGUAUUUGAUGCAGUGUGAUGUCAGAUUUGUUAACUUAUUACUGUACAUGAAUACAUUUGACGUACUGAUUUUAUGGAAAAGUUAGUUGUUAUUAGUUGAACGACCCAUGUUGCCUUACAAACAAAAGGAAAUGCAUUUUUUUUCUUUGUGAAAAGGAAGCUUACGUCUCUGUAAAUGAUGUACCAUUGUGUUACGGAUAUACAUUUGUACAUGAACAUGUGAAAAGAAAAAUAUCAAUUUGAAUUAAAAUUAUACAUAUAUA
Acanthopagrus latus (yellowfin seabream) is the source of this 5203-nucleotide messenger RNA. It is a transcript of the gene crhr2, whose product is annotated as corticotropin-releasing factor receptor 2. Lineage: Eukaryota; Metazoa; Chordata; Actinopteri; Spariformes; Sparidae. Gene Ontology annotation, cellular component: axon terminus; plasma membrane; dendrite. The coding region runs from base 78 to 1322 and encodes 414 amino acids. The transcript has 12 exons. Gene Ontology annotation, biological process: cell surface receptor signaling pathway; adenylate cyclase-modulating G protein-coupled receptor signaling pathway; long-term synaptic potentiation. The record is from RefSeq and is a predicted model, not a curated record. Gene Ontology annotation, molecular function: corticotrophin-releasing factor receptor activity; G protein-coupled peptide receptor activity; corticotropin-releasing hormone receptor activity.